This is a messenger RNA of Spinacia oleracea (spinach), 2068 nucleotides long. RefSeq names its product 2-(3-amino-3-carboxypropyl)histidine synthase subunit 1. Gene Ontology annotation, molecular function: 2-(3-amino-3-carboxypropyl)histidine synthase activity. Lineage: Eukaryota; Viridiplantae; Streptophyta; Magnoliopsida; Caryophyllales; Amaranthaceae. The transcript has a single exon. The coding region runs from base 385 to 1782 and encodes 465 amino acids. Gene Ontology annotation, biological process: protein histidyl modification to diphthamide. The record is from RefSeq and is a predicted model, not a curated record.
UACAUUAUUUAUUGUCUUUUGUAAUUUCCACCGCUACUAUUGUCAAACACUCGUAUUAUCAACCGCUACUUUAACAGCUAAUUUCUACACUCUACUUAUUGACCGCUAGCCGCUACUCAACUGGUAAAAGCUAUCCGCUACCGAUAGUUUUGCAAACAAACCCAAAGUAAAAAAUAGGGGUAAAUCCUAAAAAGGAAAGAACUCAAGAGAUAAUCCUCAAACAUUAGCUUAACUCGUGAAUAGUUGCUAGUAAAUGUAAAAGUCAAAUGGUUAGAAUAUUGUUAACUAUGCCUGACUUCGGUGUGGUUUGUGUCUGCGGAAACGGCUGCAAACUUAUAACGGUCCGCUGCUGCAAACGCGAAAAAGUAAACCUAAGAACCCAAAAUGGAGAAAAACACUGAAAUGCCGGCUCCGGAAAACACCGCACCACCUCCAACUACCAUCACAACCACCCAACAAACCACCACAAAAUCCCAACCAAAACGGUUCAUUCGCAACCAAAUCCCAUCCUCAAUCCUCAACAACCCUUCCCUAAACGCCGCAAUAUCUCUCCUCCCACCCAAUUACAACUUCGAAGUCCACAAAUCCGUCCACCGAAUCCUUUCUCUCUCCUCCCCUUCUCCACGCGUCGCCCUCCAGCUCCCUGAAGGUCUUCUCAUGUACUCCCUCUCUCUGUCCGACAUCUUCCGUACCUUCGCCUCCGCUUCUGACGUCUUCGUCCUCGCCGACGUUACUUACGGCGCUUGCUGCGUGGACGACCUCUCCGCUGCUGCCCUUGGCGCGGAUCUUCUCAUUCAUUACGGCCAUAGCUGCCUUGUUCCGGUGGAUAAUACGGUAAUCCCUUGUUUGUAUGUAUUUGUUGAGAUUGGGAUUGACGUAUCGAAGCUUGUGAAAACAAUUGAAACCAAUGAUUUGGGGAGUAGGAGUUUGGCUGUUGCGGGAACAAUUCAAUUUUCCGGGGCGAUUCGGGGUGCGAAGAUUGAGCUUGAGAGAUUAGGGUUUAGGGUUUUGGUACCCCAGGCGAAACCAUUAUCGGCUGGGGAGGUUUUGGGGUGUACUGCACCUAGGGUUUCUAAGAAGGAUUUUGGGGGUAUUGUUGAUGAUGAGGGGGAGGAUUUGGUGAUUGUGUUUGUUGCCGAUGGGAGGUUUCAUUUAGAGGCGUUUAUGAUUGCGAAUCCCGAGGUUAAGGCGUUCAGAUAUGAUCCGUAUUUGGGGAGGUUGUUCUUGGAGGAGUAUGAUCAUAAGGGGAUGAAGAGUUCGAGGAUGAAGGCAGUUUUGAAAGCGAGAGAGGCUAAGAGUUGGGGAGUUGUGUUGGGGACGCUCGGAAGGCAAGGGAACCCAAAGAGUCUUGAAAGGUUGGAGAGAAAGAUGGAGGAGAAAGGGAUGUCAUGGACGGUUGUGUUAAUGUCGGAAAUAUCACCUACUAGGAUUGCUUUGUUUGAGGAUUCAAUUGAUGCUUGGAUUCAAAUUGCUUGUCCCCGACUAUCAAUUGAUUGGGGAGAGGCUUUCCAUAGGCCUUUGUUGAAUCCUUUUGAAGCUGAAAUUGCUCUUGGUUUGAUACGUGGUUGGUGGGAGAGAGAUAAUAGUGAUGUUGGUGUUGAUUGUGGGAGGAAUUCGGGGAGUUGUGGUUGUGAUAAUGAAGCUAACAAAGGUGGAGUUGAUUACCCUAUGGAUUACUAUGCUCAAGAUGGUGGAGAAUGGAAUUCAAGUUACACCAAGGGGAAAAAUCGCCCUUCUAGAAGAAAUCUUCGAUCAAAUGUGGCUGAUGGAAGGGUCUCCUAACUUGUUCCGAUUAUAUACCACAUGCAUUUGUCUCAUGGUUUUGCAGCCUCUACCAAUCGUCCUUGAAGAAGAAGGCUAAGGAAUUUUGCAGUCCAGGUGGAAUAGCCAACAUGACUUGUAAUACUCUUUUCUCUUGUCUUUCUUCAUUUAUUACUGCACCCUGGAUCACCUUGUUCUUAACUGAUUUAAUGUAAGAUCCUAGUUUACAAGGAGUGAGGUUGUAGUGAUUUCCGCUAACUUUUUUUCCCUUUAUAUACGAGUGAUUUAUAUGAUGUUCACAAGCAAA